Lytechinus variegatus (green sea urchin) is the source of this 1822-nucleotide messenger RNA. Its product is annotated as glucose-fructose oxidoreductase domain-containing protein 2-like. The transcript is spliced from 3 exons. Bases 107 to 1249 code for a protein of 380 amino acids. Gene Ontology annotation, molecular function: nucleotide binding. NCBI's taxonomy places the organism in Eukaryota, Metazoa, Echinodermata, Echinoidea, Temnopleuroida, Toxopneustidae. The record is from RefSeq and is a predicted model, not a curated record.
AGUUCUAACGUAGAGUCGGCAGCCGUUUUACUUUUAGACAGAUCAGGAAGACCAUGAAAACAGCCUAUUUAAUGGUUUGCUAGAUUAAAAACUGAUCUUGAACACUAUGUUGGAAGGGGUUGGAGUCGUUGGGACAGGGUCCCUCACUAGCAUUCUAAUCAACACCUUACAGGCAGUUGGUAUCAAGGUUGUUGCUCUUUGGGGUCCAACCGAUCAAGAGGCCAAGGAGUUAGCCCGCCAGUAUCGCAUACCAUUCCACACGAGCAAGGUGGAUGAGGUUCUUCUGCACCAGGAGGUUGACCUUGUCUGGGUGACCUGUCCUCCCCACCUCCACGGUGAGGUUGCAUCGAAGGCACUUGGGAUAGGGAAACACGUCCUGUGCGAACGACCCGCUGGAUUGAAGCAAGCCGAUGCCAUGAAGAUGGUGACAGCAGCUCGUUACUACCCAUCACUUGUGUCCAUCAUGACUCAUGGGUUGAGGUUCCUGCCUGCUUUCGUGAGAACAAAACGCAUGAUUCAGGAGGGCGAGAUUGGUGAAGUGUUCCUCUGUGAUGUGAAGCUCUCUUGCGGAAGUUUGCUGACAGAUAAAUUUAAUUGGAUGUGUGACGAGAACAUGGGUGGUGGAUUGUUGAAUAUUAUAGGGUCACAUAUAAUUGAUAUUAUCAGCUUCCUUGUUGGCCAGAGAGCAUCAAAGGUUCGUGGCAUGCUGAAGACGUUCAUCAAACAGAACGAGCGGAUCAACGGAAUCCGGCACAUCACGAGCGAUGACUUCUGCACAUUCCAGAUGGAACUCUAUCGUGGAGCAUGCGCCACAGUGACUUUGAAUGGACACUUUCCAGGUCAGUUUAAGCAGGAGAUUAUGGUGAUAGGUUCAGAAGGACGAUUGCUCAUCAAGGACGCAGACUUGUACGGGCAGACAUCAUCCCACACGAGGGAGACGUUGCUCAUGGCCGAUAUCCAACAUGUCCCUGAACGCCAGAAAUACAGCAUGGCUCCGACGCCUGAGCUUCCUCUUCCAUACUAUAAGGGGCUCUUGAAACUCACAGAUGCCCUCAAGGAAUCUUUUGAGAGAAAGAAGGAAAGACUCAAUUGGGAUGGGGAGCCUGUAGCAUUCGCUGCAACCUUUGAAGAUGCACUUUAUGUACAGACAGUCAUAGAUGCGAUAAGGAAAUCAAACAUUACAGGGAACUGGGAAUCAGUGGAGACGUUGAAUGAAGAUAGGAAUGGGAGGGGAUUCUUCCUUUCAUGAGAAUUGAUAUGCUACACUCCCAUACAUGUCACCCAUAUUAUUUUAAAGUAAGACAAAUGUAGAAAUGUAAUAGAAACUGAAGGAUAUUUAUUUUGAUUGCCAGCUUAUUCUUGCUUAUCAUGAAGCCUCUGAACUGAAGCUUAGAUACUGUUCAAACUAUCUCAUUGUAUACUUUGUGCUAUAUGUACAGUUUGUAUAACAGGAUUAACAUAUUUUGCUUGUAUUUAAGGUCACAGAGAUGCUAUAAAAUCACUCAUAUUUUGAAACUGUACAUAGUCACAUAGAUCUAUAAUUCAAUUACUGCUCUUAACUAUUUCUUUAUUAACAUAAAACAUUCUUCAGUCAACAUCGGGAUUGUCAAAGACUGAAAUACAAUUUUGAUGAGGACAAAUAAAAAUUAUCAAUUCCUGGGGGCAUUACAAGGAAAUCAUAUUGUGAAAUCGAUUGCAAAAUUUGAUUUCUAAUUUGGAAUUUAUGGAAUUUAGUGGAUAAGUCUGCUGACUUUGAAACAGAGGGUCGUGGAUUCGAAUCCCAGCCAUGGAGUAAUUUCCUUCAGCAAGAAAUUUAUCCACA